Molecule: messenger RNA, 691 nt
Organism: Prorocentrum cordatum
Lineage: Eukaryota; Dinophyceae; Prorocentrales; Prorocentraceae
Source: the annotation of a GenBank genome assembly
GCUGCUGCUGCUGCUGCUGCUGCUCGGGAGGGAAGUGAAGUGUAUCAAUAGCACUCCGCAUCUGGGCGCCCAGAGGCCGACAACUCAGGAAACCGUCCGUCCUGUUUUUCGUCAAGAUUUGGCACGCCCGUUCCUGCUCCUCCUCCACCGCCGCGAGACAGCCGCUGCCGCGCUGGCCGAGCCGACGGCGCUGGCGGCCGCCGCCGCUGCCGCGCCAGCGGCCUCCGGCACGAGCGGCCCGAGCCGACGGUGCCGGCCUCCGCCGCGAGACUGCCGCUGCCGCGCCGGCCGAGCUGACGGCGGCGGCGGCCGCCGCCGCUGCACCGCCUCGCUGUGGCCGAGCCGGCGGCCGCGGCUGCCGUGCCGUGCGCGGCCGCGGCCGACGGCCGAGCUGGCGGCCGCGGCCGCCGUGAAGCGGGCGCACGCCGUGAAGCGGGCCUCCGCUUGGCCGACGGCGCGAGGGCCGCUCGCAGAGGGAGCCGCCCUCGCAGACGGGCGACGACGAGGUGCGAGGUUUCCGGUUCGUGGUUUUCGGGAGUCUGCGUCGGUUCUCGGUGGCCAUCCAGCCUCGGGGUGCCUUCGGUGGCUGCGCCUCGCCGAUGGCGUUUGCGGGGGGUGCCCAGAUUGUCCCGAGCGGCCGCUGGAGAGCAGAGGCGCCGACUGUGCACCUACACAGGGGGAGAAUCGAAGA